Molecule: messenger RNA, 1146 nt
Organism: Belonocnema kinseyi
Lineage: Eukaryota; Metazoa; Arthropoda; Insecta; Hymenoptera; Cynipidae
Product: retinal homeobox protein Rx1-like
Exons: 5
Coding region: 1-837 (278 amino acids)
Biological process (GO): positive regulation of transcription by RNA polymerase II
Molecular function (GO): RNA polymerase II cis-regulatory region sequence-specific DNA binding; DNA-binding transcription factor activity, RNA polymerase II-specific
Source: RefSeq, a predicted model, not a curated record
AUGGAUUCCCAGCAAUUGGUAGAAGCUGUUUCGCAAAAUAGUCAAGAUUUGCUUCUUGCGAAACCAACGAGCAGCACGCCGAGACACAGCAUAGAAUCUAUUCUAGGAUUGCAAAGUCGAAAAAGAAGCCAUAGUCAGAUUGAUGAUUCCGGAAUUGGUCCCCACGACAACACUGGUGACAGCAGCUGCCAUUCCCCGGGAGGCGGAAGUGACGAGGAUCUUGGGCCUGGGUGCGGGGACGACAUAAACGAAAAUAGUGCUAAGAAGAAGCACCGUCGGAAUAGGACGACCUUUACUACUUACCAGCUGCAUGAACUCGAAAGAGCAUUCGAAAAAUCUCAUUAUCCCGACGUUUAUUCGAGAGAAGAAUUGGCUAUGAAAGUAAAUUUACCUGAAGUUCGCGUGCAGGUCUGGUUUCAAAAUAGGAGAGCGAAAUGGCGCCGACAGGAGAAAAUGGAAGCCGCCAGGCUUGGAAUCAGCGAAUAUCAUCAUGCGAGUAUGAGAAGUAUUGGUGGACCUGCUUUGGGAUUGCCAGGAGAUCCUUGGUUACCACCACCAGGACUUCUUAGUGCCCUUCCUGGAUUUUUAGCUGCCCCUCAUACUGGUUAUCCAAGUUACCUAACGUCCUCCAGAAGACUUCCGUCGCCACCAGACGUCAGUUCAGUAGCUGCACUUCCCGCUGCCAUAGCCGCAGGAAUGCCUAGUUUAGGCGGAGGAUCAGGACAGGCACCAUCCAGUCCUUCAGGACACGAUCCUCGAACUUCUAGCAUCCAAGCUCUCAGGAUGAAGGCCAAGGAGCACGUGGAAAGUAUCAGCAAAGGACUGCAAAUGGUGUGAAAUCCAAUUCGAAAACCCCCUAAAUUUAAAUUCCAAAUUCUCAACUGCUUUCUCAGAAUUCUAAAAAUUUGAGAAAGAUAAAUCUCAAAGACAUUUUAUCCUUCCCUGAUUCGUGAAACACCCAGUGUGCUAUUCAACAAACCCAGUGUGCAAAUAUAUUUAUUAGAGAAUGCGAGAAUUGGAAUUGAAUUUUUUUAUAUUGUUCGGAAAAAUCUAUGACAAUUAGCAUGCGUCUAACGCUAAAAUUUAGCAUUCCUCAGGUCGGACAAAAGGGUAAAAAAGUCACAAUUUAUUGUGAUUAUUUCCAAA